Zonotrichia albicollis (white-throated sparrow) is the source of this 7467-nucleotide messenger RNA. The record is from RefSeq and is a predicted model, not a curated record. NCBI's taxonomy places the organism in Eukaryota, Metazoa, Chordata, Aves, Passeriformes, Passerellidae.
UUAAAGCACCCUGGGAGAGUGGAGGGUGUCCCUGCCCAGGGCAGGGGGCUGGAACUGGAUCCUCUUUAAGGUCCCUUCCAACCCAAACCAUUCCUUGAAUCUAUGAAAUACAGGAGAGCAGAGCUGCCUCCUGCACCCAGAGGAAAGGCACCAACCCCACAGGUGUGACUCAUCCCUGUGGACUCCUGGCAGAGGUGGCAAUUUGGCAGAUUUGUGGGUGUGUUUGUAAGGUGUUUUGUCAUUUUGCAGUGCAAUACCUUCAUCUGCAGGUUCCUCAGCCUUAAUCCAGUCAGGCAAGAAAAGAAGCAGCUGCUGCCCAACAUUAUUUCUUCAUGGGAAAACUCCAAAUGAGUCUGGGCACCCAGGCAGGGCUGGGUGAGACUGGGGCAGGAUGGCAGCAGAUGAGUGGUUAGAGAGUCACGUCUGAGACCUUGGGGAUCCCUGGCUGGGUUAACUUUGCUCACAGUAUUCCCCAGACUUCUGAAAACAGUGAGUAUUUCCACAGAAAAUAAGAUCUGCUCAUUAGAGCUGCUGGAGAAUUACCAGUGGUCUGUGAAAUUAGUUCAUUCAUAAUCUAAAAUGCAUUUAAUUGCUAAGGCUGUCUUUACUUUGCACUUCUUUCCUUAGUUUUAUGUUGUCUUUAUAUCUGUGAAAAUAACUAGAUAUUUUAAUUAACCUCUGGUGUUUUUUUUUCUUGUAGUUUUGUAAGUGGUCUCUAAUCAGUGUUAUCAUUUUAAGGAAAAUUUGGAGUUUUCUUAUGGCUACAUAUAAAGAUUACUAUCCUCUUAGAACUUGCUUCACUUAAAACUACACUUUCCAACUAUGUUUCCUUUGAAAAUACAACUGACAGUGUUCUGAAGAAUUAAGAGCUUUACUUUUCAUCCUUGGAUGACCAUGUGAACACUAAAGCCUCCUGCUGCAGCCUUCACUUGCUUGGUAGCAAUGGCAGGUUAUCAUGUUAUGGUGGUUUAUUGAGUUUUAAGCAAGCCAUGUGGCCAUUCAAGCCCUAAAACCAAUAGAUUACGUUCUGUAAUAACUGAUUUAAUAAUUCUGAUAAAUGUUGAAGUUACGAGUUUGUAGUGUUUGGAAAAAUAUAUUUCUCUAGCAAAUUAUUGCAAAGUCAGUAUAAAUCUUAAUUUUAUAAAAAGUGUGCUUGUAAUUUUUUUGUGCAGGACACCUUUUCCUGUAAAUUAGCUGUAGAUUAUUUUCUGGAGCAGUGGACAGGGGAGAGAGGUGACUCCAGAUGAUGAAGGACCUUUUGGAUGGAGACUUUGGGUCCAGCACUGGGCAGGGUGUAACUCCCACAGUUGUCAUUGUUUGGACAGAUCCCUCUGUUUGCUGUGUCCAUGUGGGGCCAGACUGCUGUGCCGUGCAUCCUGCCAAGUAGUUAAAAUCUGCAUUAAUAUGCUUGGGGUAGAGGAAAGGAAGAUAGUUCUAUAGACUUCUACAAGAUACUUCAAUUUUACACCAACAGGGGUCAGAGUAAGGGAUUUGAAGAUAAGGCUGUGGGCAUUAACCAACAGAGGGAUAACUUUUUAAAUUCAUGAUUGGUUUUGGUUUUUGGGGUUUUUUUGCUGUUUUAAGAGACUCUUUGCUCUCUUGUAGCCACUGCCCAUCCAGUCUCUCCUUGCUCUUUCCCUUCUGUGGAGGGCUUUGGACUGAACUGGAGAAGGAGGAUUUCUGGUGACAAUCUCCUGAGCUGGGUGUGGAAGUGUUCCCUUACUGGAAAGUCCUUUUCACAUGGGAGGGUAUUGACACCUCAGCUGCUCAUGUACCUGUGUCCUGGUACAUGGUUGGAGCAGAAACCUCUGGAACAGAGGAGUAUCAUGCUUACAGCUUCUUAAAAAGGCAGGGAUUAUUGGCAGUAGAUAGUUUAUGAUAAGAGACACAAAUCAUCCUCUCUCUGUUUAUGUUUUCAUGUGGCCCAGUGCCACUAUUCCCAUGUUUUUCCCUGAAGUAACAGUGAGUUGCUGCUGUCUUGCUUGUUUUGCCCUCAGUUUCUCCAGCUGCGCAGUGGUUGCCUUGGCAGGCUGCCGCAGUGCUGGGACUGGGUGGUUUCCAGGAUGAGUCAAACAAUGCAGCCGAGCGAGCUCCAUGUUCCACUGCUGGCAGGGGCCGGUGUCUCGGUGAGCCCGGCAUUCUUGGAGAUGUCCCAGAUUUCUGCCUCACUCAGAGGUAACAGCCCUAGGUGGGGUUCCACCCGUGAUUAAAUACAAAAUGAAUGUGAAUUAAUUAGUGAGGCACGAUGAGCUCAAGGAUUCCGAGCUGUGAAAUGGAAUUGUGGAAUUGGCAAUAAGCAUUUAAUGACUGCAGAAAUCAGAAAGGAAUUCGGUGCAGCCUUUCACCCCAAACCUGUAGGUGUUUCCCAGCCACCUCCCCUUCUUUAGCAAUAUUGAUCCCAAUAUUCUGCUUUGUUUUGCCUGAUCUAUUUUAUUUCCUUAGAAGAGCUGGUGGCUGCUAGCUUUUAACCCAGAAAAUGUUUUUCAUAUUAACAGCCGAAUUCAGAGACUGGCAUGAGAUUCUCCUUAAGAGCUACCUAAGAAAUUCAGUGCAUUAGUUGAACUCUUUCAUGGUAAUUUCAUGAUUAGGUAAUAAACCCUAAAAAUCUGAAAUCAUAACAUGGUGGACAAACAUCAGAGAUGAAAGGGGCAGCCAGCUGUGUGCCUGGGCCUUUGAUGCUGUCAGAGGGGAGAGCCUGGAGCCUCUGGAUGGGAAAACACAUCUCUGCUCUCCCAGUGCAGGACCCCUUCUGCUUCUGAUCAGCAUCAUUUGUGCUGAUCAGUAUGUGUCAGGGGGAAAAUUGAGGGGCUCCUCUCAAGGCAUGAUAAUUUGAUAAGGUUUUUCAUGUUGCCUUCUCUUGAGAUCAAGCUGUCAUCCUGUUUUGUCACAGUUCUUGCUUUAGUGGUUUAGCUCACUAACUUUUAUGUAUUUUAUUUUUGAUUAUUUUUUUAAUUAAUUUUUUCUACUUUUACUUGUGGUGAUAGAAGAUCAGUGUCUCAGUUCUUCUGAGCCCACAGCAGCUGUUGUUUUUGCCUUGGACAUGUCUAGCAUCUAAUAAUGAGAUUUGAUGUAUCAUGUUGUUUUUCCUUCAUUCCCUUUGCUGGGUUAUUUUUCUCUAACAAAUGUUCUUGUAACAAGUUGCAUCCCAGGAUGUUUAGCUUUUAUUAAGGACUGUGGGAAAUUUCAUGGAGGGAAUAGAGGUCUGAAUUCUUCUGCAAAGGAAAUAACUCUUCACUCUGACCCUUGUUUAUGACCCUUGUUUAUCACAGUUUGAUUUCAGGGCCCUGAGUGCCCACAUUUGCUACUAACAUGGCAGGAACUGCCCAAGGAGAGCAGAGCAUUGAACCCAGUGGAGAUGAGACCUGUCUUAAACCACUUCAGAAGGGACCCACAGGCUGAGAGGCUUUAAUAAGCUCUCCAGAUUGCAGUUUACAGCAUUGAACAGAUUUUUUUUUUUUUUUUUAAAGGAAGGGCUCACAAGUCAUUCAGUAAAGGAACUGAAUUAUGAAUGCCUGAAAAUCACCUUGCAAGCCCAGUAAGGACAGUCUCUGGCAUAGGUUUAGCUGCUUUUUUACUAGUAAUAAUAAAACUGCGUUCAAAAAGUGGAAACAGAGAUGUCUAAACUUCUUUAACAUCUUUAUUCCAGGAGGAAAUCAGCAAAUGAGUGGUGAUGGAUGUAAGGGUGAUCUACUGCCUGCUCUUUUGGGCUGCACACUUCUUCCUGGCCAUGCCAUACACCACUCCCAGGGUUCUUGGUAACGAAUCAAAGACUGGUUAUGAGCAAGAUGCCUGUAUAAAUCUCAUUCCCUGCCAAGAUAAUGGAGCAAUUUGUAUUCAGCCUUGCUCUCCCUCCUUCCAUGGGGAGACAAGCUUUGUCUGUGAGGACAGAAAGUGGCAGAUGCUGUCAGAUGCUUGUGCAAGCCUGGAUGUUCAGUCCCUUUUUCAGAGGAUAUCCCAAAGUGAACUCCCAUGCUCUGGAGGACAUCUUCCUUUUUUAGGAGGAGGAAAGCUAGGGCCUGGGAAGCUUGGAGAUGGAGCAAAACAUUUUGGUGCUGGGAAUCAUAGCUGCCAAGCUGAUUUUUCAUGCAUCAUCCCAGAUAUCCUGUCUUCACCAGCCAUCCCAGGAAACAUUGCUGAUAUAGUGGAAUUGCUAAAGAAGAUUUCCCUGCUGCUAUCAGAGAAUGUCACUAGAGGAAAAAUGCAGAGCUACAGCAGGAUAGCAAACCAUAUCCUGAAUAGCUCCAUCAUUUCCAACUGGGCUUUUGUGAAGGACAGAAAUGCUGGUUCAAUAUUACUGGACUCGGUGAAUUUAUUUGCUGGGAAACUUCUUCUAAGAAAUGGGUCAGAAAGUAUCCAGGAGCCCUUCAUCGCUACCAAAGGCUACAGCAUACACAGAAACACUUCAGGAAAGAGCUUUGACUUUUCCAUGGAGUUCAACAGCACAGGCAAUAUUACUGGCCACGUGGUGAUUCCAGAGCAGGAGCUGCUGAGGUUGCCCAGGGCUUCCAAAGCCAUCAGUGUUGCAUUUCCAACGCUCGGAGCCAUCCUGGAGACGAAGCGGCCGGACCCCGCUGUUGUGAACGGGAUGGUGCUGUCGGUGUCGCUGCCAGAGGAGCUCCAGAGCGUUUUGCUCACCUUUGAGAAGCUGAACAAGCUGGAGCAGGUGGAGGCUCAGUGCGUAGGGUGGCACUCGGCCGAGCGGCGCUGGGACCCGCGGGCGUGCCAGGUGCGCGCGCACAACGCCAGCGCCGUGGUUUGCGUCUGCGCCCACCGGCGCCGCACCUACGGAGCCUUCUCCAUCCUGAUGGCCCCGGCCGUGCCACGGAGCUCCCUGCUGGACUACAUCACACGGGUGGGCCUGGGGCUCUCCAUUCUCAGCCUGGUCCUCUGCCUCGUCAUCGAGGCCAUGGUGUGGCAGCACGUCACCAAAACUGAAAUCACCUACAUGCGCCACUUCUGCUUGGUCAACAUCGCCGCCUCACUUCUCGUCGCUGAUGUCCUGUUCAUCCUGGCAGCCAUUGUGCACAACGCAGCCCUGAACUACCAGCUGUGUGUGGCAGCCACUUUUUUCCUUCACUUUUUCUAUCUUGCCCUGUUUUUUUGGAUGUUUACCCUGGGCCUCUUAAUUCUCUAUGGAUUAUUAUUAAUUUUUUUUAAGAUAACAAGAUCUGUGUUCUUAGUUGCAGCAUUCUCCAUUGGAUAUGGAUGUCCUUUGGUCAUAUCUGUCCUCACCGUUGCUAUUACUGAACCAAAAAAUGGGUAUUUAAGGAAUGGAGCUUGCUGGCUCAAUUGGUAUGAGACAAAAGCCCUUUUGGCUUUUGUUGUACCUGCGCUGAGCAUCAUUGUGAUGAAUCUCAUUGUGGUAGUCGUGGUUGUGGUGAAGACUGGGAGAUCCUCCCUUGGAGAAGGCUGCAAGUCACAAGAUUUGAGCAGCAUGAUCCGAGUCAGCAAAAACAUUGCCCUUCUGACGCCUCUGCUGGGCCUCACCUGGGGCUUUGGGUUAGCCACAAUCAUCGACAGCCGCUCUCUGGCCUUCCACGUCGUGUUUGCGCUGCUGAACGCCUUCCAGGGAUUCUUCAUCCUGUUGUUUGGGACACUUCUGGACAGAAAGACAAGAGAAGCAUUAAGGAUGAACUGCUUUUCAUCAAGGCGGAAGUGGGGUCUAGAAAAGGUAAAGGCUAUUUAUUUUCCUGUUAAUGGCUAAUUUACCAAUUUACAAACCUGAUUUGUAUGUUGGAAGAAUGGAACCAUCCACUACAUCUUACACCAUGUAACAUUUUUCAAAUGUAAAUUCUUGCUGAAGGACAUACAGGUAUCUCAAUAGUCUGCUCAGGAUAUUAAGGUUCUAAAGAUCAGAAGUGGCAAUUGAUAGAUUUUUGUGACUCUUUCAUUACCUACUGCUGUGGUUACAAGUUAAAAGUGGUAUUUUUAACCAGUCUCUUCACCUGCAGAUGUCAAAGCCCUUUUGGUAGACAGUCAUAGUAACUUUUUUCCUCAUAUUAGAUUUACUUUAAGGUCACUGAAUAACGAAGGAACAGAAUUAGGAAUCAGAAAUCCCAAUAUAAUGACCUGUUUGCUGCCUUCACAAAAAUAUGGAUCUGUAUGUCAGCAGGGCUGCUUUAGGAUGUCAGAGGAUUGUUCUGCUUUCAUCUGAGGGAUGGAAACCACUGAGAGCCCAGCCAAUGUCUUUGGUGCUAAUUGAUGUGCACUCAUGAGAGCUUGAGGUUCUUUCAGAAAUCAGAACAAUUCAUUAAAGCAAUUCAACCUUAAGGAAACAAACUGUGUUUUAGCAGCUUCCUACAAAACUUUGGCAAAACUGAAGUGUUGACAUCACUCAGCUGGUGUUUCCUAUCUCUACAGGAAAACUUUUGUCUGUUGUCCUGAGAUUUCUUUUGGUACCAAGUCUUAGUGGUUUCACACAGUGUCCCAAGAAUUACCUGCAGUGUUUUGCUGUCUGCCAAAAGAAACUGUGUCAGUACAGUUUGGACAUGGGAAAAAUAAUUUCGUUGCUUUUUCUCCAGUCUAUUACUCAGUUACGAUCCUUGUAUUGAAAGCUGCAGAAGGUCUUCCAGUCACUCUGUGUUUAAAUGUGUAUGUGGCUUAUGAGGGGAAAAUAGAGGGGUUCAGGCAACUGUUCCUCCUCUCUGAAAUGGGUCAUUUGGGGCAGGAGAGACUGUGCAACUUUGAGAUUACAGUUCUUUUAUAGAUCCAGGAAGAUCCAAUAAAGAUAUUUCACAUCUUGUCAGGCGUUACAUCAGGAUUGGAAAUUUGAAAGAUAAAAUUCUCUCAAGACACCAUCAAUAUAAUAGUCUGGAAACAACAGAUGGAAAUGUCACUAAUCCCAUGACUCAGCAACAUUUGAUAAAAAUAUUGAGUGAUCUCACCGGGCAAAACUUGAUGUGGAAACUAUGGCUGUGUGUGCCUGGGAAUUUGGGUUGAUGUUGUCACUCACCUGGGUGGAAUAAACCACGUGUAGGUGUUUAUUGUGGCAUAACAGAGGGGAAAGGUAUGAGUCAUCCAAUUUUGUAAACUUGGGUGUAAACAUGGAGUUUGAUUCAUUAGAGCUGGAGAAGUUUGUCACACCUGAGAUGAUUGUUUAAAAAAAAAAAAGUCUUGUUUCAGAGAGCUUCAGAAUCAUGGGAUUGUUUAGGUUGGAAAAGACCUCUGAGGUCAAGUUCAUCCAUGAACCCAGUGCUGCCAAACCCACCAUUAAAUCAUGUCCGCAAGGGUCACACCUAUGUGACUUUUAAAUACCUUGAGGGACUUCAUGGUGAGUCUACCAUGGCCCUGGGCAGCCUGUUCCAAUGGUUGAUGACUCUUUAGUUGAGUGAAUUGUUCCUAAUAUCCAAUCUAAAUCCCCCUGGAACAAGUUGAGGCCAUUUCCUUUUGUCCUGUUGCUUGUUACAUGAGAAAAGAGCCUGACCCCACCUGGCUGUCCCCUCCUGUCAGGAGCUGUGCAGAGCCAGA